Messenger RNA from Penicillium macrosclerotiorum, 429 nucleotides. Its product is annotated as thiamine-binding protein. The record is from RefSeq and is a predicted model, not a curated record. Bases 1 to 429 code for a protein of 142 amino acids. Gene Ontology annotation, cellular component: cytosol. The transcript is spliced from 3 exons. NCBI's taxonomy places the organism in Eukaryota, Fungi, Ascomycota, Eurotiomycetes, Eurotiales, Aspergillaceae.
AUGGACACCAACACCCUCCCCACCCCUGCCCACUGCACCGCUGACUUCUGUCUGAUCCCGAUCGGAACUGGGUCGGCCUCGGUCUCGGCCCAAAUCGCCGACGUCCAGCGGCUGAUUGAGCAGUCCGGCGUCAAGUAUGUCAUGCAUUCUGCGGGUACCACGCUUGGUAGGUUCCUGAACUCCCCCAGAAUCAAAUCUAGAAGCCGAAUGAUCCUCCCGGCUGACUCGUUAUUCCCCUCCUCCCGUCACACAGAAGGCCCCUGGGACCGAGUCCAUCAGGUAAUCGGCCAGGCCCAUACCCUCCUCCACCAGCAGGGGAUUGUGCGCAUCCAAACUGAUAUCCGGGUUGGAUCAAGGACAGAUAAGGAGCAGUCCUUUGAGGAUAAAGUGAACAAGGUGCGGCAGCUACUGAGCCAGGAUUCGAAGUAG